UUCUGCGGUGGGUUCACAUUAGAUCCUGUAGACACUGCUUUCAUUUAUACGAUCGGCGAUCUUAUCUAACCUCAAUCUAAUCUAAUCUACCGAAUGCACUUUUUCCUCGAGUCAAAUCUUGGGAAGUCCUGUACUCGUCUUCACUCCUUCACCAUGACCGUCCUCACUCACCGCACCAUCAGAGAUGGCUGGUUUCGCGAGAUCUCCUCUCAAUGGCCUGGACAGGCUAUGACUUUGAAAGUCAGGAAGAUCCUGCAUGUCGAGCAAUCUCUCUACCAAGAUGUUUUGGUCUUUGAGUCUGAGACUUAUGGAAAUGUACUCGUCCUGGAUGGGGUUAUUCAGGUCACUGAGCGUGAUGAGUUUUCUUAUCAAGAGAUGAUUGCCCAUCUUCCUCUUGCGAGUCACCCGAACCCUAAGAAGGUCCUUGUCAUUGGUGGUGGUGACGGCGGUGUCGUCCGUGAGGUUCUUAAGCACGAGACCGUAGAGCAAGUCGUUCUCUGCGAUAUCGAUGAAGCCGUCGUGCGCGUCUCCAAGCAAUAUCUCCCUCACAUGUCCUCUCUUCUUAAUGAUCCCCGCGUCACCGUCUUUAUCGGCGAUGGCUUUAAGUUUCUCGCAGAAAACACGGCUACUUACGACGUGAUCAUCACUGACUCUUCAGACCCUGUCGGUCCCGCCGAGUCGCUCUUCCAAAAGCCCUACUUCGAGCUCCUUAACGGUGCUUUGGCUCCCGGCGGACACAUCUCUACCCAGGCUGAAUGCUUGUGGUUGCACCUACCAUUGAUUAAGGAGUUGAGGCAAACCACCAAGGGUAUUUUCCCUGUUGCGGAAUACGCUUUCACAACUAUUCCUACCUAUCCCAGUGGUCAGAUUGGUUUUGUCGUCUGCUCAAAGGAGGCGGGACGGGACGUGAAGAAGGCCGUGCGCAAGGUGACUCCGACUAGGUACUAUAAUGAGAAGGUCCACGAGGCUGCAUUCGUCCUUCCCGAGUUCGGACGUGCACUCGUCGAAGAGGGCAAGAUCAUCACCCCCCAGAUUGGUCGUGCUCUUCAAGCGGAGAAGCCCGUUAAGAAGAUUCUCUUGCUUGGUAGCGGAUUCGUCGCAAAGCCCGCUGCUGAAUACGUCCUCCGUGAGCCCGGAAACCGUCUGACUGUUGCUUGCCGCACACUUGAGAGCGCACAAACGUUCGUCGGUGACCUUCCGAACUCCACUGCCAUCUCGCUCGACGUAUCAAAUGCUGCCGCUCUCGAAAAAGUCGUUGCCGAGCACGACCUUGUCAUUUCUCUCAUUCCUUAUACUCAUCAUGCCGAUGUCAUCAAGGCUGCUAUCAAGGGAAAGACUCACGUUGUUACGACUAGCUACGUUAACCCUCUGAUGCGCGAGCUUGACGAGGAGGCGAAGAAGGCGGGCAUCGUUGUUAUGAACGAGAUUGGUUUAGACCCUGGUAUUGAUCACUUGUAUGCUGUCAAGACCAUUGGCGACGUCCAUGCCAAGGGUGGAAAGGUCAAACACUUCCUUUCGUACUGCGGUGGUCUCCCCGCUCCUGAGUGCUCCAAUAACCCUCUCGGCUACAAGUUCUCCUGGUCUUCCCGUGGGGUUCUCCUCGCCCUUCUCAACUCGGCAUCCUAUCUCACCAACGGACAGUUGCUCAACAUCGACGGCAAGGACCUUAUGGGCUACGCCAAGCCAUACUUCAUUUCUCCUGCUUAUGCAUUCGUCGCCUACCCCAACAGGAACUCGGUGCCAUUCCGUGAGUGGUACAACAUUCCGGAGGCGGAGACUGUUGUGCGUGGUACGUUGAGGUACCAAGGCUUCCCUGAGUUCAUCAAGACGCUCGUGGAGCUUGGCUUCUUGAACCCGGAAGAGAAGUCAUGGUUGAAUGAAAACUUGACUUGGGCAGAAGUCACUCAGAAGGCCAUCGGUGCCGAGGACACCAAGGAGAGCACUCUGAUUGCUCGCGUCAAGUCGCUUGUUACAUUCCCUGACGAGUCCGAGGCCUCUCGUAUUAUCUAUGGCUUGAGGUGGAUCGGUCUCUUCUCUGAGGAGAAGAUCAAGCCCCGCGGUGGCAACCUCUUGGAUACCCUAUGUGCGCGCCUUGAAGCGCUCAUGCAGUACGAGGAGGGCGAGCGUGACCUUGUCAUUCUGCAACACAAGUUUAUCGUCGAAUGGCAAGACGGCAAGGAGGUGUGUAUUGAUUGUUAUGUGUAUGAGGCUCCCGCUGAUAAUUUCUCUAGGAUACCAUCACGUCUACGCUCGAGGCUUAUGGCAACCCUCUUGGAUUCUCUGCCAUGGCGACCACUGUUGGUGUUCCCUGCGGUAUUGCUGUCCAGCUCGUUCUCGAUGGUGUUAUCAAGACUCCUGGUGUUUUGGCACCAUACUCUCAGGAGCUCUGCGACCCCAUCCGUGAGGCUCUCGAGAGCGAGGGGAUCGGUAUGGUUGAGCGAGUGUUGUAAAAAAAAAUCUGGUAUUUUCUAGAUAAAAAUGUAUCUACACUGAUCUGUACGGUCCAACUCAUAGAUGUAUCGUUUCCAAAUUGAAGUACAAGAAUGGGCGCCUUUCCGCAUUUGUCGAUCAAAGCGCGUCUGUGAUUGGCUGGU
Messenger RNA from Somion occarium, 2594 nucleotides. The record is from the annotation of a GenBank genome assembly. NCBI's taxonomy places the organism in Eukaryota, Fungi, Basidiomycota, Agaricomycetes, Polyporales, Cerrenaceae.